AUGAUUAUCCCCCAGAUAUUUCGCCCCACUUUCUCUCCUGUGUUACGUGCAGGAACCUCUAGUGUACAUCAGAAAGCUCCAGCAACACGGUUUAUCUCUGUCAGCUGUCCACGUCGAUCGGCAGAACCACCCCAAUCUAUUGGCAACGCAGCCGAGGCCAAGUCCACCGCCAAUGUGGAGGGAAAGGGGAAGGAAAGAGCAACAGAAGCUACGGGAAAGAAUGAAGGGGACGAAAUGGCCUUUUCUCUACCGCUGUUGCAGCGACCGCUCGGCGUGCGCGGGCGUCCAACCAGUUUAGUCAAGACGUGGGCACAGACCAGGGAGGAGCUCAUGGACCAGGAGAUGCGCAUGCAGAAGCGGAACCAUCUAGUGAAAGAGGCUACGAAGGGGUAUUUCGCAGACUUGAAUGCGACGCGACGGCACGGCGGCAAAACGUGGAUUGCUCCGAGGGUGAUGAUUCGGGAGGAUAAAGCUUUGUACUUCCCCGACAUCUCCGGUACAACAUUGGAUAACAAUACCCAAGCACAUACUACGCACCUCUGUACUGGGAAGGUUUCCAUCAUUGCUAUGCUUUCGUCCAAGAUUUCUGAGAUUCAAACCGCUAAUUUCAUAGACGCGGCGCAUGCUCAGUACUCAUCUCAUCCGGCGUAUCAGUACAUACAGAUUAACUUGCAAGAGAACCUGCUGAAAUCUCUGUUGGUCUCACUCUUCACUUCCGGGAUUCGGAAAAAUGUCCCACAAGAGCGGUGGGGUAAGUAUCUCGUCAGCAGCCAAAACAUGGAAUACAUCCGGGACGAUCUUGGCAUGACCAACCGUCACGUCGGGUACGUUUACCUUGUUGACGAAAAAUGCCGCAUUCGCUGGGCCGGCUGCGCAGACCCAAAACCGGAGGAGUCGGAAGCGCUCAAGGUGUGCACAAAUGUCCUGCUGGACAGGCAUUCCAAGCAGAAGGAGGAACUUUUGGUACCGUCAGUUUAG
This is a messenger RNA of Sparassis crispa, 978 nucleotides long. RefSeq lists its product with no specific name. The coding region runs from base 1 to 978 and encodes 325 amino acids. The record is from RefSeq and is a predicted model, not a curated record. NCBI's taxonomy places the organism in Eukaryota, Fungi, Basidiomycota, Agaricomycetes, Polyporales, Sparassidaceae. Gene Ontology annotation, cellular component: mitochondrial inner membrane. Gene Ontology annotation, biological process: mitochondrial proton-transporting ATP synthase complex assembly. The transcript has 5 exons.